GCUCCCGCCCCACCCAGUCCAGGCCACGCCCUGGCGUGUGACGUCAGCACGCCCCGUGCGUCGCGGCGCGGCGCUCACUGGGGGCCCGGCUUUCGCCCGCUGCUGCCGCCGCCGCCGCCGGCCGCGGCUGCUCUCCCAAGAUGGCGGCUCCUCCGGGCGAGUACUUCAGCGUUGGGAGCCAGGUGUCGUGCCGGACGUGCCAGGAGCAGCGGCUGCAGGGCGAGGUGGUAGCCUUCGACUACCAGUCCAAAAUGCUGGCUUUAAAAUGUCCCUCUUCCAGUGGAAAGCCCAACCAUGCAGACAUCUUGCUUAUAAACUUACAGUAUGUUUCAGAAGUGGAAAUAAUUAAUGACCGAACAGAAACCCCUCCUCCCCUAGCUUCACUCAACGUUAGUAAGCUUGCCAGCAAAGCACGGACAGAGAAGGAGGAGAAGCUGAGCCAGGCCUAUGCAAUCAGCGCUGGUGUCUCCCUAGAGGGCCAGCAGCUCUUCCAGACCAUACACAAGACCAUUAAAGACUGUAAAUGGCAAGAAAAAAACAUCGUAGUCAUGGAAGAAGUUGUUAUUACACCCCCAUAUCAAGUGGAAAACUGUAAAGGCAAAGAGGGGAGUGCACUGAGCCAUGUACGCAAAAUAGUUGAAAAACAUUUUAGAGACGUGGAAAGCCAAAAGAUACUGCAGCGUUCACAAGCCCAGCAACCACAGAAGGAGGCUGCCCUGUCAUCCUGAGUCCACACAUACGGAGGACUCUUCCAGCAUCCAGCCAAGGAGGCGAUGGUGGUGGCUUCAGCGGAGGCAGGCCGGGGGAGGGAAGGGAUCCUGUAUUUCCUGUUGGCUCUUGUUAACAGAGGGUCAGCAUUUCCAAAUCUUAGACUUGAACAAACAAAACACCCAACAAAAAAGAACAAGAGAAUAAUUUAAAAGUUGAAUCAUUACUUGACUAACAGACUUCGGUCCACCAUGUCCUUUUCACAGCCCCCUUCUGGAACAGUCACCUUGUUAAUUUUAUUUUGAAAAUUCCUUUCCUGCUCUGCCCUUUCACCUCUGACUUUCCUUUCCCAGUCUGUCUCUGCCAUUCUGUUUUUAUAAGUGGCUACACUUGCCUUCCGAGUGAUUGAAAGAAACUUUUACAUCUCCUCUUCCAAAAUAAAAGUAACAAGCUGACUGUGAUACUUAAGUUGAGACUAGAGCAGCAGACAAAGGUCUCACUUUAAAUUUUUCUUUUUUUUUUUUUUCUUUUUUUCUUUUUUUGCACAGGGCAUGGCUUGAAUUAGUUUUAUUUUUCUUAACUUUAAAUAUAUAUAUGAAAAUAUAUAUUAAAAUGUUCUCUAAAUAUUUUCUGCUUCUUGCAGGUCUCUUUUUACUAGAUCAUGGCCACUCUUCCCACCUCAUCCCUCUGAGAAUAAAAAUGUGUUGUCCUCCCCACCACCCAUAGCCAGGCACCUGACUUAGUGCACAGCGAGGACCUCCCGCAGCACUUUGUAGAGCCAGUGUUUGCAGAUGGGCUCUGGUUUUUCAGUCUUCUGACUAUACGUGUACCAGUCUCACAUUUGGCAAAAACCUCAGGAUUCUCCUUCUGCCUUUUUCUUACUUCAUGGUACUAGAAGAACUUUCUCACCACCCUCCUGUCUCCUCGAUGGGAACGACAGCUGCCCCGUCUCUUGUGCCCUCUGUAGGAAGAACUGUUUUGCAUGGCACAUCUCAGCUCCUCCUUGAAGGAAGGUUUUCUUUCAUAAGAAACCCAGAGUCCGCCUAUCCUGACCUCUUUAAGUCUGUAUCCAGAGCCACUAGCCCAGGAAAAAGUUUGAGUGACCUGCCGUUUCUCUUCUGCCAACCUACUGCUCUUAUGACCUUCCCCACCACCCCUUCAAUUUUACAAGCUUAUGACAGUUUGUAUGUGCUCAGCCAAUGGGCAGAAAACCUGGGAAGAAUUUCUGGACUUUAGCCCACCAGUUUGUCUGGUUUGACUAACCUGCUGAGAGCUACCUGGCACCCUUGCCUCUGUACCUAGGCAGUCCAGAGGGGCAGAGUGUGUAUCAGGCACUGUGGCGUGGGACAUGGGUGAUGCUCAUGUGACUGGCUAGAGCUUUGGGGGUGGGGUGGGGGUUAAUGAAUAUUUUUUUGGCCAUGAUCUCUUUCCCCUUCCUUUUUUUUUUUUAAUUAAAUAAAUGGAUCAAAAUUAAAUAAUUCAAGCCCUGCCUUCAAAAUGAAUUUUUUUUUUUUUAGUAUUGUUUAGCAAAAACAAUAAAACCCAAAUUUUUUUAACCAUCACUCAUGUCUCGGGUUUGUGCGUGCUUUAGAGGCCCCAGAGGGAGGGGUCUGAGGAUGUGUGUGUUUGGUUUGGUUAAACUUUCCCUUUAAACUCUCUGCUUCCUACUCUUACCUUCUCUUCUUCUACUCCUGAGAACUCAUCCAGAAAUACAGUGCCAAGUGUAUAAGAAGGGGAUACAGGGUUGGGAGUUGUGUGUAAGCGGAGUAGAGGAAAGAAUUGGGUGGGUACACAUGUAAGACCUUUGUUCCAGGACUGGAGGAGAAGUGGGAGAAGACUGAGAAGUAUGCUUUCGUAUCGCCUGCCAUUGGCCAGAGCGUGAUGUAAAGUGCCACGCCUCUGGUUUAGUCUGCAUGGAAGUGUAGACUUCCGGAGAAGGUAAAAGAGGGAGCGCAGAGGAGACCUACCGUGCAAGGUCUAGAAAACCUGAGAGAUGCAUUUAAAGAAGUGAAUGUGAUAACGGGAAAUGGCAGUCCUGGAAAGAAGCUCUGUGUCACGUGUCCCAUGUCAUUACUUCCUCCCCAUUAAUCUCUAGGUCUGUGAAUGGGAGGGAGCAGGUACCAACUGUUUCUGGUAGGAAGCACUUUUGACUGGUUUCAGUUUACGAAAUGAUGUGGGGGAAUGUAGAGCAAUUCAAGAGGUGGAAUCAGUAUGGCAGGAAAGACAAGCAGUAUAGAAGGAAGAACAAGGGCUUUGGAGACAAAAACAGUUGGCUUCAAAUUGUCGCCCUUCCAUCUCACUUCCUGACUCUGGAUAAGUCGUUUUACUUGUCCAAGCUUUGGUUUCCCCAGUUGUGAGCAUGAAACUAAGACUCAUCUCCUGGGGUUGCUUGUAAAGGUUCAAAUAGGAUGGUUUAAAAUGGUUAAUACUUAAAAGGUCCUCUGUAAACGUUAGUAUGCAUUUUAGCUUGUUCCUAGGAUGGUUAAAUCUGGAGAUGAGACUGGAUUAACUGGUUUUCAGAAACUCCAACUUUGUUUUAGAAGUCUUUGUCUAGAUGUCAUUUUCAGUGAGACUAACAGGUAAAACAUUUGGGGUCUUAAGAGCUGUGCCCUCUCAGUCUCUCAGAUCUCAUCUCUACCUCUUUACUGAAGCUUCUGAGGAAUUUGAUUAUAUGAAAACCACUCAUUUUACAGAAAGUGAGUGGGUUCCACCAGGGCUAAGUGACUUGGUGAGAGUACCACCGCUGCCCACAGUGGCAGAGCUGGAAUGAACCCCAGGCUUUAUGCACUCAUGGGCUCUUUAAUGCUGCCCUGGGACUUGGCGAACCAACGGCAUUUCGUGUUGCUCACUUCUGUUAGCCAGGUUUGGGGUGGAGUACAGAGAAGACUGAUGAGUGUGGUAAGAAUUGCCGCCUAGAUUUGAAGAAAUGAUGUAGUGUUGAGGGCUUGCAUCUCUGAUAGAACACGAACUGGUGGUUUUGCUGUGUCUUCUUGGUUUUGAGGCAUUCUCUUUUCUCCUCAAACACACACACAAACCCUUAUAUCCCAGUGCCUGGUCACCACCCCACAGCCACAUCUGUGCCUUUGGGUUUUCUUCUGUUUAGAACAUCUGGUCAGUACGGUGUAAACAGCCUUCCCACAAUGAGUUGAUACUGAAUCUGUACUGUGUAAGUCUGAACAGCUCAUUGCUGAUUUUUGUUUGGUGUUUUGAAAGUUGCUCAAGCACUUCAAUAUUAGUUAAAGGGCUGCAGCCUGGGGAACCGCUGAUUCAAGGGAAAGGCUCCUUGAUGUUUUUGAAGCUACAAAUUGUGUCAAAAUCUGUUUUCCCAUAAGACAUAAAGGAAGAUCAGGGACACUUUCAGUCAUAUAGAGACGCCUGUCCUGCCAGUAUGGCAGAUGCUGAGAAUGUAUAAUGAGAAUGUUGGCUACUAGAAGCUGCAGUGUACGGGUUGAGUGGUGGGGACCAGAGUUUGGGAACUGGGAUUGGUCAUUUGGGUUGGAGGAUGGUCAUUGUUUACAUAGCAGAUUUGCUUUCCCAUCACUGCUGGAGGCCGCUGGUGCCAGAGCAUUCCCCUUUAAGAAACUUGAAUUCGGCAUGUACUGCCUCAACUUCAGGGGUUUAACGUAACAGCAUGACGUACCUUACAGGUGAGAAAGGGGUGCUGUGGGGCUGCCAUCCACUGGUGAUAGACUGCUGCUGGGUAAUAAAGUUUCAAAAUGA
Messenger RNA from Cervus elaphus (red deer), 4428 nucleotides. RefSeq names its product LSM12 homolog (gene LSM12). Gene Ontology annotation, cellular component: extracellular region. The coding region runs from base 141 to 728 and encodes 195 amino acids. The transcript has 5 exons. Gene Ontology annotation, biological process: feeding behavior; neuropeptide signaling pathway. Gene Ontology annotation, molecular function: neuropeptide hormone activity; neuropeptide Y receptor binding; RNA binding. Lineage: Eukaryota; Metazoa; Chordata; Mammalia; Artiodactyla; Cervidae. The record is from RefSeq and is a predicted model, not a curated record.